AUGCACGCGCCCGUUGCACUGGCGAGUCGGCCGCCCGCGCGCGGCCUGCGGUGGCCGGACCCCUCGGCGCCGCUGGCGGUGCUGGCGGUGGAGGGGCGGGAGGAGCGCGCGGACCAGGGGGGCUCGCGCGCGCAGCGCGUGGCGGCGCAGGCCCUCGCCGAGCGCGACGGCGGCGGCGGCGGGCGGCGCGACGGGUCCUUCCAGAACGUGGACGAGGCGCGCGCGGCGCUGCGCGCGGUGGAGGCGCUCGCGGCCGGCGGCGACGUGAAGAGCAUCGCCCUGCUCACGCCCUACCGCGGCCAGGUGCGGGUGCUGGAGCGCGCGCUGCGCGUGCUGGGCGACGGCUGGCUGCCAGCUGGCGUUGACCUGGUGGUGUCCAGCGUGGACGCGUUCCAGGGGCGAGAGGCGGACGCGGUCGUGUUCUCCGCAGUCAGGUGCAACGCCCGCGGCAGCAUCGGCUUUGUGGCGGACCCGCGGCGGCUCAACGUAGCCAUCACCCGGCCCAAGUGCGGCCUCGCCGUCGUCUGCUCCCCGCGCACGCUGGCCGCCGGCUCGCACCAUUGGGACGCGUUCCUGCGCCACGCGGCCGCGCGCGGCGCGGUCGUGGCCGCAGACGCGGCGCUGCCGCCGCCGCGGCCGCGGGACGGGCCCGACCCCUUUGACCCAUUCGCGGCGCGGCGGCUCUCGGGCUUCGGCUAG
Molecule: messenger RNA, 699 nt
Organism: Monoraphidium neglectum
Lineage: Eukaryota; Viridiplantae; Chlorophyta; Chlorophyceae; Sphaeropleales; Selenastraceae
Product: putative Regulator of nonsense transcripts 1 like protein
Exons: 6
Coding region: 1-699 (232 amino acids)
Source: RefSeq, a predicted model, not a curated record